ACAGUCGGGUUCCUCUUUACGGCUGACGAUGACAUGUCAACAACAAACAUGGCAACCAGCAGCAACUACUGGGAAGAUUUGCGUAAACAGGCCAGACAGCUGGAGAAUGAGCUGGACCUGAAGCUGGUCUCCUUUAGUAAACUCUGCACCAGCUACAGCAGCAGCAGCAGCCGGGACCAGCGGACAAGAGAGAGGUCUGAUUCUAUUGGCCCAUCUCAAGACACUAUGCUCGGGGCCCUGACGACUGAGCUGGAGCAGCUAUUGGCUAAUCUUACAGCGGUCAAUGACAAAAUGGCAGAAUACACAAACACACCGGGAGCUUCGUCGCAUAACGCAGCGUUGAUGCACACCUUACAGAGACACAGAGACAUUUUACAGGACUAUACUCAUGAGUUCCACAAAACCAAAAGCAACUUCUUCAGCCUGCGAGAGCGAGAGGACUUACUAGGCUCUGUUCACAGAGACAUUGAGUCCUACAAGAGCAGCUCAGGAGUGAAUAACAGAAGGACCGAGCUCUUCCUGAAGGAACAUGAGCAUCUCAGAAACUCAGAUAGUCUUAUUGAUAAUGCAAUAAGUAUCGCCAUGGCUACCAAAGAGAACAUCACAUUUCAGCGUGGGAUGCUGAAGUCCAUUCAAACCAGGGUCACAACUUUGGCCAAUCGCUUCCCUGCCAUCAACAGUCUCAUCCAGAAAAUCAAUUUGCGCAAGAGGCGGGACUCUUUAAUUCUAGGUGGGGUGAUUGGCGUCUGCACCAUACUCCUGUUGCUCUACACUUUCCACUGAUGCGCUGGCUGUUUCUUUAAAAUAUUCAUUGUAAUUCAGUAAUUCAAGUAUUUUUCAUGUUUUUGUAAUGUUCUUCCUUCUAUUGUCAUUUACUCUGAUUAAAACAACACUUUAAAUAGUUAAGAAAGGAUUUUAUUUUGAAAAAAGAAAACUAUAUCAGUAAAAAAAAGUCUUAAUUGAAAGUGAAAGGGUUAGAAUUUAUUUAUUUUCUGAAUUAUUAUAAAAUUUCAAUUUUGAAAUGUAUAUACUGUAAUGCUGCUUAUAUCCUAUCCUCAUAAUUUUAACUCUUUCUAAAUGUAUGAAGUAAUAUUUGAUUGGGAUCGUGUACUGUUGAUGUCAUACUUCUUUAUAUAGUAUCGGCGUUGCCUAAUAAAAAUAAAGGUGAUGAGCUCACUUU
This is a messenger RNA of Morone saxatilis (striped sea-bass), 1180 nucleotides long. RefSeq names its product Golgi SNAP receptor complex member 1-like. The record is from RefSeq and is a predicted model, not a curated record. The coding region runs from base 34 to 783 and encodes 249 amino acids. Gene Ontology annotation, biological process: endoplasmic reticulum to Golgi vesicle-mediated transport; vesicle fusion. Gene Ontology annotation, cellular component: SNARE complex; Golgi membrane; cis-Golgi network. Gene Ontology annotation, molecular function: SNAP receptor activity. The transcript is spliced from 9 exons. Lineage: Eukaryota; Metazoa; Chordata; Actinopteri; Moronidae.